Molecule: messenger RNA, 1929 nt
Organism: Colletotrichum chrysophilum
Lineage: Eukaryota; Fungi; Ascomycota; Sordariomycetes; Glomerellales; Glomerellaceae
Exons: 1
Coding region: 1-1929 (642 amino acids)
Biological process (GO): transmembrane transport
Molecular function (GO): transmembrane transporter activity
Source: RefSeq, a predicted model, not a curated record
AUGUCGACGCCCGCUGUCGACGACAAACGUCCCAAGGGCCCCGAGCCCCAGCACGCUCCCGUGCAGAACGCCGCAACCGAGGACAUGUUCGAGCCGACUGAGAAACCCAACUACGUCGCGUCCGACGACGAGAGCCCCAAGGCCAUUGGCGUUGGCAGGGUCGAGGCAUUCAAUAAGGUUCUCUACCAUUCCGGCAAAAAGGGCAAAGUUUUGCUCUGGCUGCUUGGUGCUUCCGUCGGCCUCACCAUGUUCGCCUACGCCCUGGACAUGGGCAUUACGACCACGAUCUUCGGCACGUUAGCGGCGUCAACAUUCAAAGUCCACAGCCAACUCGGUACCGUCAACACCGCCAGCCAGAUUAUUCGUGCUAUCAGCAAACCUUUUAUCGGAAAGUUAGCAGAUAUCACGUCGCGACCUACAACAUAUGUCGUGAUCCUUGCUUUCUACGCCGUAGGUUUUGUUGUUGCGGCGAGCGCACAUACCUUCACAUCUUAUACGAUCGGUAUUUGCUUCACAUCCGUCGGCAAGUCGGGCCUGGAUCUUCUAAGUGACAUUAUUGUCGCCGACUUGACCCCUCUAGAAUGGCGUGGCUUCUUCAGCGCUUGCCUAUCUCUACCCUUCAUUGUGACGGUUCCCGUUAAUGGGUUUAUUGCUGAGGGAUUUUACGACGACUGGAGAUGGGGUCUGGGAAUGUUUGCGAUUCUCGUACCAGUUCUUCUGGUCCCCGCUAUCAUGACCCUCUACGCCAUGCAACGCCGCGGGGAGAAGGCAGGUAUGGUCACCAUGGCCGACUCCAAGAAUGUUCGCACCGGCACUUCCGAAGCGACGCCCAAGAAUUUGGUGUACUGGGCCAAGCUUGCGUAUCGCGGCCUGGUUGAUAUCGAUAUCAUCGGCCUUAUCCUCCUCGGCUUUGCCUUUUCCCUCAUUCUCUUGCCAAUUACCCUGGCCAAGAGCGCUGAUGGCGGAUGGAAGAACCCUAGUAUGAUCGCCAUGAUCGUCAUAGGUUUCGUUAUCCUCGUCGGCUUCGUCUUCUUCGAAGUAUUCGUGGCUCCUAAGCCCUUGAUGACGAAGCGUAUUCUAAAGAAUCGCGCCUUUAUUGCGGGUGUGAUUAUUCAUACUUUCAACCAGAUGGCUUCAUCCGUUCGCAACACCUACUUUUCGUCAUACAUCCUCAUCAUCAAAGAUUGGACUACCUAUCAAUGGACUAUCUUCCUUGGUAUAACCACUAUGGGCCUGUGUCUGGUUGGACCUGUCGUCGGUCUGGUUCACCGUAUCUCCCAUCGCUACAAAAGUCUCAUGAUUUUCGGAGCUGCUGCCAAAAUCCUUGGCUAUGGUCUCCUGAUCCAACCGAGCGGGAAAAUGACUCAAGAUACAGCUCGCCUCGUGGCUGCACAGCUCAUCUUUUGUCUUUCCUCCCUCAAUGUGGUCGGUGCCCGCGUCGGUGUCCAAGCCUCCGUUCCCCACGACGAUGUGGCCUCGCUUAUUUCCAUCAUAACCCUGUGGUCUACCUUGGGAUCCAGCAUUGGCAGCGCCGUUGCGACAAGCAUCUGGACGGAGCAGAUGGUUGACCAGAUGCACAAGGAGAUGCCCGGCGUUUCGAGCAGCGUGAUUACCAAGAUAUACGGCAACAUCAAGACGCUCAAGAAAUACAGCUUCAGCGACCCCAUUCGUCAGGGUGGCGUACGCGCCUACGCUAUUGUGAACGGGCACAUCACCAUCGCCUCCAUCUGCCUGUCUUGUAUCCCUCUCAUUGCCUCUUUCUUCAUGCCCAACUUCUAUCUCGGCAAGCAGCAAAAUGCCGUCAACAAUAAGGGCCUCGAUGGCGAGGUCGUUGACGUCCCGAACCAGCGCACAGCGAACGAAGCAGUCACUACUGAGCCAGAGCGCGCAACAUUCUGGCAGAAAGUGCUGGCUUUGUAUCGCAAGUAG